This is a messenger RNA of Strongylocentrotus purpuratus (purple sea urchin), 1171 nucleotides long. RefSeq lists its product as uncharacterized. The transcript has 6 exons. The record is from RefSeq and is a predicted model, not a curated record. Lineage: Eukaryota; Metazoa; Echinodermata; Echinoidea; Camarodonta; Strongylocentrotidae. The coding region runs from base 226 to 1038 and encodes 270 amino acids.
CAUCUGUGGGUAUGAAGGUGACGGAACAUGGCUACGUCACAAACGAGUAUGUUGUCUCGUGAUGUUGUUUUUCAGCAGUGUUUUGGUUCCUGUAUAAAACCACCCGUGUCCUUAUCUUGCAGUCAAAGUUGUCGAUAAGGGCAGACAAGAACUUCAUACACUGAGCAGCAAAAAGGGUGGCUAUUUGCAGGACUGUCUACUCUCUACAAAUACAAAUCACCAAUAAUGUUGGCAGUUUGUCUCCUCACUUUCGUCGCUGCUUUAACUACCGCAGCCCCGGCACCCGAGCCUCCUAAUGGAAUUCGUCAAUGUGCACGCUCAGAGUGCCCCGUCUAUACGGAUUUGGAAGAUUAUGGUCUGGAUAUGUGGAAGAGACGGAUCGAACCAGGAGUUUGGGUGCGUAAGGUUGCUCCAACCUGCAACCGAACUACUGCGAUAGGUCUAGUCUACAUGGACAUGCAUAACUACUUUAGGGACAACGGGAUUAAUCGGACAACACCGCUGAUGAUGGAAAUCUCGGAAAACAAGGCCGAGCCAUCUUUCUGUCCUGACAAAUCAAAAUUCUUCCCUUGCUGUGACAAAACCUACGCACUUCUCUUCUACAUUCCUGCAGUUUCGCAGGCAACCGCCCCACCCCCAUCGAAGGAAUCUGGGGUGGAGCUAGUGCACAUGGAAGAUCCCCGGGAGUUCUACGGCAUCACCUUCGGUGGGCGACCGGUCACUCACAAUGUGACAGCGAAAUACAAGCAGCUUUCUGAAUUCCUAGACGAUAAGGGCAUUCCAUUCGAGGACGACGCUUUCCUUGUUGCAAUGUAUGACUCAUCACGGCGGCCUCUGCCUCAUCGUAAUGAAAUCCUGAUUCCUAUCAAGAAACCAGGCGGAAGUCAUGAUGGUAAUGAUGGCUUCGACUACGAGAACGACGGACAACAGAACGAACGACAAGAGAGCCAAGCCAAUUCGGCAGUUCAGUGGUCUCCUAUUACCAUAAUGAAGUUAUUUUUGUUAUACCCUGUAAUUAUGUUCUUUCAGAAAUGGUAAUAAAUUCAUUCACUCGUUCGUGGUCAUUCCGAAACACAAUUUUUUUCAUGCGGGGGGGGGGGGCAUAAUUCCGAAAACGUUGUAGGGUUCAUAGUUGUUGCGUUAUUCCAAAGGUUCGGUUUCCUGGAGGAUC